Racocetra persica is the source of this 126-nucleotide messenger RNA. The record is from the annotation of a GenBank genome assembly. NCBI's taxonomy places the organism in Eukaryota, Fungi, Glomeromycota, Glomeromycetes, Diversisporales, Gigasporaceae.
GUAAAAAAAAUAAAAUUGAAGUUUAUAUUCCAACAAUUGAAAAAAGUUUUGAAAAAGGAAUUCUUCUAUCAGCAUAUCAUACAAAUAUACCUCCAAAUGAAGAAAAAUUAUGUGAUUUACAAUAUU